GUAUGUACAAACAGAGAAAGCCUACAAAGGAGGUGGAUUUUAGAGGCUGCAGAAGGUCUGUGUUGCUCAGUGGAGAUGUUACUGCUUUAGUUUGGUUCUUUAUAGGAUAAGAUGCUCUGAUGUGUCACAGAGGUUAAACUACUCCUACAGUACAGGACGUAGCAGCUCCUCUACCAGUCACAGUCAGAGCAGAGGGUUUUUCGGCUCAGUUGCGACGCUAUGUUCCACCACUAGGUGUCGCUGCCUAAACUAGCGUCAUGUCCGAAAGCGGCUUCCGGUACCAGCGGAGACCGGAAGUUAGCGUCGCUGAGGAAGAAAGAUGUCUGCCCUGGACGUGGAUGAUUUUAUUCAACAAAACAGAGCUCUGGCGGAGCAGGUGGAAACGUUUCGAGGUUACUGGGAAAGUGAAAAACACUGGGAGGCGAGGAGGGAGUUCAUCCUGCGGAACAUAAAGGACUACGAGGAGCAGCAGCAGGACCAGCUGCUCUCUCUGUCCAUGGUCUGGGCCAACAACGUCUUCCUCGGCUGUCGAUACAGCACCGAGCUUCUGGACAAAGUGCAGGAAAUGGCUGAGGGCAUCGUGGUGGAGGAUGCUCCGGUCUUCAAGACCAGAGAUGAGAUUGUUAAGAAGCAACAGGGUCGAUGACCAGUGUCGCUUCCUUUGGUUCUGCUGGAUCGGACUUGAUGGGACUCAGCUGUUGUACAGUACAAACAAGCAGUGAUGUACUGCUUAAUAUGCUAAAAACAUUUAUGUGGUUUUAACAAUCCUGCAUCUUUAUGACAGAUGAUCAUUUCUAUUUUAGGUUUUUAAUGCACACUUUUAGAGUUGUUGUUGUUUUUAAUCAAUUCAGAUGUGAACCAUCACUGUGGUUUACACAGCUGGAUACGAAUUGUCCUGCAGAGAAUAAAGGACUUGUGUUUUCUA
Molecule: messenger RNA, 925 nt
Organism: Betta splendens (Siamese fighting fish)
Lineage: Eukaryota; Metazoa; Chordata; Actinopteri; Anabantiformes; Osphronemidae
Gene: xtbd1
Product: CDKN2A interacting protein N-terminal like
Exons: 3
Coding region: 320-646 (108 amino acids)
Source: RefSeq, a predicted model, not a curated record